This is a messenger RNA of Centruroides sculpturatus (bark scorpion), 1490 nucleotides long. RefSeq names its product glycolipid transfer protein-like. The coding region runs from base 80 to 697 and encodes 205 amino acids. Lineage: Eukaryota; Metazoa; Arthropoda; Arachnida; Scorpiones; Buthidae. Gene Ontology annotation, cellular component: cytosol; cytoplasm; membrane. Gene Ontology annotation, molecular function: ceramide 1-phosphate transfer activity; ceramide 1-phosphate binding. The transcript has 5 exons. The record is from RefSeq and is a predicted model, not a curated record. Gene Ontology annotation, biological process: intermembrane lipid transfer; ceramide transport.
AUAGCUCUGAGGUAUUUAAAGGCAGAUGUCGCUUUUUUUUCGUAAGUGAACUCGUGUUUAUUGUGUGUUUGUUGUGAUUAUGUUUUUCGGCCAAUAUCGCUAUCCGGAGGUGAAUGCCGAAGGAAAAAUAGAUUUAUUUUUAUUCCUAGAAGCUUCUCGUGGCAUAGAAAAAUUUGUAGAAUUACUAGGAACUGCUUUUUAUCCUGUCAAGAAUGAUAUCCACGGAAAUAUAGAGAAAUUGCUCAAAAUUUACAAUAUGGACAAGGAGAAAUUUAAAUAUGUAAAUAAUAUUGUUGAAUCUGAAAUCAAUUUAGAAGAAGAGGAAAAAAUAGGGAUAGAUGCACUUUUAUGGUUGAAAAGAGCCCUUGAAUAUAUACAAGUGUUCUUAACAUGUUUUGUUGAAGAUUAUCAAGAGAAAAAAAAUACAGAAGAUCUAACCCCAUAUUUUAAGAAAGCGUACGAAUUAAAAUUAAAGCCAUAUCAUGGAUGGUUUGUCCAACAGCUAUUUGCGCUAUGCAUAAAAGUGGCUCCUUUUAGGAAGGAUCUAAUUAAGUUACUGGGUACAGGUAUGGAAAAUUUUAACGAAGAAAUCAUUAUGAAUGACAUAGAGGAAUUUCUGAAUUCACUUAAUUCUAACUUAGAAAUUAUAGUUGCUAUGUAUGAUGAAAAUAAUUUGAAUUCUACAAAAGUUGUAUAAAUAUUGUAAAAUUUUCACAAGUGCCUCUUCACUCAUCAAAAUGCUUCAUACAGUAUUUUCAUACCAAUGAUUUUAUAACAGUUAUUAAUUAUUGUUGUCAAACUUUUAAUUUAUGAAUGUUAUGCUUUUUCGAUGUAAUUUCAUUAUUUCAAUAUUAUUUAUUGAAAUUUUAAAUGUCAAAUGUAUAAUAAAAAUGUUUGUAAUUUUAGAUAGGUGGAAAUGAAACAUGGUUUGUAAUUAUUCGAUUAUGUAUAUGUUGUAAAAAAUUUAAUUUCACAUAUUUAAGUUCAAAUUAAUAAAAUAACACUAAAUGAAUUUCUGAUGAUCUCACUUUAAUUAAAUAUAUCAUAUCUAAUAUCAUAUACAACUAUGUUCAGAGAAUUAAAAUGAAAAAAGCAGCUUCACAUCACUAUGUUCCUCCAAAAACAACUAUAACUAGACGUAACAUUUCUUGUGCCACUGAUCUAAUUUAUGUAAGCAAACUGCUGCUUUGGCUUCUAGUGCACUGAAACUGGAGAACUACCAAAUGUUGUGAGGGAACCAUUUCAUCCAGAUUCCAAGAUCUGGAAGAUAUUUGCUUAAAGGUUGUGUGUGUUGUGAAUUUUAUCAUCACUGCAUUUUAAAUCAUUUAAAUAUUCAUGACUGUAUAAUUAAUUUUAUUUUAUUUUGAAUAUAUUCUAUAAAUGUAUUUAUAUAUUAAUAUAUGUAUAAAAAUAAAAAAUUUAUUUUUAGUCUGAAUUUUAUAUAAUAUUUUAUCAAAAUGUAAAAUGUUUCUACAAAAUUAGAAGACUAA